GAUCAGUGCGCCGCGCACACACACACACACGCACAGCGCUGAGCAGGGAGUAUAAAAGGGGCAUCCUUCCCACUCAGCACAGAAGUGCUCUCCUCACUCCUCACGCUGCUCCAACACGCUCCAACCUCUUCGCUCAAGAUGACUGCGGGGCCGUGUGUGGCUGUGGUGCUGACAGUUCUGUGCACCAGCUGUUUGGGGCUCCCCUACUCCUCCCAGCCCCGAGACGAAGGUCUGCGUACCUUCUCCACUCCACACGAAACUCUCCUCGAGGCCGACGCCAACACUUUGAGGGAACUGCACCUUCGGCACAACCGCUCUCCCCCCCACCUGAAGGCUCUCCCCCUGCCCGAGGAUGGUGCUGACUCCCGAGCCAACCUCAGCGAGCUGCUGACACGGCUCAUCUCCACCAGGAAAGGUUCUGUGCGCAGAAACUCCACAGCGAACAGCAGAGGCGGUGGACUGAGCGCCAACCAUCGGAUAGCAGACCGGGACUAUGUUGGCUGGAUGGAUUUUGGCCGCCGCAGCGCAGAGGAAUAUGAGUAUUCCUCGUAAACAUAUAUCAGAAUGGAAAUAAAGAAGCCAAACCUACUCACGUUGGUUCCUCACUGUCUCACAGCAAGAGUCUAAUUAUGAAGUAUUUGUUGUACAUUCAUUUGUAAACUGUAAUGAUGCAAUAUACAUAUGCCAAAUUUUGCAGGAAAGCCGUCACUGUCCGUGGUUUGUUUGUUUCUGGUUUCUUUUGUGUUUUUCUGCAGAACGGUUUGGGUUCUGUUCAGUCUAAUCAGAGAGAAUAAAAUCUUGAAAAUGUUA
Messenger RNA from Thalassophryne amazonica, 810 nucleotides. It is a transcript of the gene cckb, whose product is annotated as cholecystokinin b. NCBI's taxonomy places the organism in Eukaryota, Metazoa, Chordata, Actinopteri, Batrachoidiformes, Batrachoididae. Gene Ontology annotation, biological process: digestion. The coding region runs from base 139 to 552 and encodes 137 amino acids. The record is from RefSeq and is a predicted model, not a curated record. Gene Ontology annotation, molecular function: neuropeptide hormone activity. Gene Ontology annotation, cellular component: extracellular region; axon. The transcript is spliced from 4 exons.